UUCAAAGAAUAAACAAAGGAAAGAUUCUCUCUUUAGACUGUUACCUGCUCUGCUGCCGUCCACUAAUGCCAUAAAGAACCCAUUUUUGAAACCUCUAAAUUUUUUUUUGUCAACAAAAAAAGGGUUCUUUGUGCAAGUAUUCAUGGGAGUAAUUGAUAUCUGCAAUACUGGUUCUCUCUGCAUUGUCAAACCUAGCAACAGUCGUUACCGUCGAUCUUCGGUUUUUCAUAGUAGUGGUAUCUGCUCAUUUGAAGUGAAUAACCAGAGAAGGGUCAUUAGUAUGGCCUCUGUUACUCCUUUAGAGCAUGUCAAUGAAGGCCAAGAGAGACUGACGGGCGACUCGUUUAUUCGUUCACAUUUACGGAAGUUGUCGCCUUAUCAAUCCAUUUUGCCUUUUGAGGUUUUAUCUGCUAGUCUUGGAAGGAAGCCUGAAGAUAUUGUUAAAUUAGAUGCAAAUGAAAAUCCUUACGGUCCUCCUCCAGAGGUGGCUGAAGCUUUGGGGUCUUUGAAAUUCCCUUAUAUAUAUCCUGACCCUCAAAGUCGCCAACUGCGUGAGGCUCUUGCCAAAGAUUCAGACCUUGAUGCCAAUCACAUUCUAGUAGGAUGUGGUGCUGAUGAGCUCAUUGAUCUAAUUAUGCGAUGCACAUUGGAUCCGGGCGACAAGAUUGUGGACUGUCCCCCAACCUUCACUAUGUAUGAAUUUGAUGCCGCAGUUAAUGGGGCAGAAGUCAUUAAGGUUAUGAGGAAUUCAGAUUUUAGCUUGAAUAUUGAGCUCAUUGUUGAUGCCGUUCAUCGAGAAAAACCCAAAUGCAUAUUCUUGACAUCACCAAAUAACCCCGAUGGAAGUAUAAUCAGUGAUGAAGAUCUCUUGAAAAUCCUUCAGCUUCCAAUAUUAGUGGUUCUGGAUGAAGCAUACAUAGAGUUUGCAGGACUGGAAUCUAAGAUGAAAUGGGUGAAGAAACAUGACAAUUUAAUUGUCCUGCGGACAUUUAGCAAAAGAGCCGGUUUAGCAGGACUACGUGUUGGAUAUGGAGCAUUUCCGUUGAGCAUCAUUGAAUAUCUUUGGAGGGCUAAGCAACCUUAUAAUGUCUCUGUUGCUGCCGAAGUUUCUGCUUGUGCAGCAUUGCAAAAUCCUACAUAUCUAGAGAAGGUGAAAAAUGCAUUGGUACAAGAGCGGGAAAGGCUGUAUAAACUACUGAAGGAAGUGCCAUUUCUGAAUCCAUUUCCAAGCUUUUCUAAUUUCAUUCUAUGUGAGGUUCAAUCUGGAAGAGAUGCUAAAAAGCUUAAGGAUGACCUAGCAAGUAUGGGUGUAAUGGUGCGUCACUACAAUAACAAAGUGCUGAAGGGCUAUAUUCGCAUAUCUGUGGGCAAACCAGAACAAACUGAUAUUUUAAUCAACUGUAUCAAAACCCUUUAUUGAUCAAAUUUGGAUGCAAUUUCAAAUUUACUUUCAAGCUUUUUUAUGUUGUUUAUUUCUCAGGUAAUUUUCAAGUGUACCCAAAUGAAAAGAUUUUAUUUUGCAUGGACUUUGAAAUCUAACUUAAUUUGUCAA
Molecule: messenger RNA, 1552 nt
Organism: Mercurialis annua (annual mercury)
Lineage: Eukaryota; Viridiplantae; Streptophyta; Magnoliopsida; Malpighiales; Euphorbiaceae
Product: histidinol-phosphate aminotransferase, chloroplastic-like
Exons: 10
Coding region: 143-1420 (425 amino acids)
Biological process (GO): L-histidine biosynthetic process
Molecular function (GO): pyridoxal phosphate binding; L-histidinol-phosphate:2-oxoglutarate transaminase activity
Source: RefSeq, a predicted model, not a curated record